GUCAAUUGAGGUUAGGUAUUGCGAUUUGCGAUUUGCAAAUUAUUUUUACAAUUUUUGAGUUUUUCAAAGUAUUUUUGUCACCAUGGUAAGAACUGCUAUUAUAGACGAGCAUCUUCUAUCUUAUUUGAAUAGGGUAGCACAGCAAAACACGUAUGCCAUGGGUCUUAUUUUAGGGCAAUCAUGUACAGGCAAGGACUAUGUGAUGCAUUUCGCCAAAACUCCUCCAUUUCAUACCGAGAAUGAUAAAAAUCUAAAUGAACCUGAAAAAUUGAAAAGCCUAGAUCAAAUCAAUGAAAACUGGAUGUCUGAUCAUGCCAGGCAAACAACUAGGAUGUUACCUGGCGGUAUGCAUGUUUUAGGUGUUUUUGUGAUAUCACCUGACAGUUCUUUGAAUCCAUUCAAUCCUAAAGUCAAGGCUGUUUUACAAAGAAUACAUGGUCAGCUAGAAACAAAUACAUAUUUGUAUGGUAACUCAUCCAGUGAAAAGCUAGUAGUACAUUAUGAUCCAAAAACCCAGAAGUGUUUUUGUAAAGCAUAUGAUGUAACAAGUCAUAUUAUUCAACCUGCUGAAGUUAAAACUGUUGCUAAAAAAUGGAAUAGUGUCCAGUGUGACUAUGGUAUAGAUAAAAUUCAGUAUAUAAGGAAGUUUGAAGUCAACUAUCCUCUAGAAAAACAUAUCAAUGCACUCAUGAAUGAGAUACAUGAUAAUUUAGCACAAUCAGUAUUUUUGUUCAAUGGAGAAUACAAGGAAGGUGAUGAAAGUAUAGAAAAUGUUGGAAAAAAUGACACAAGGCACACUAGGUCAAAUAAGGGUAGGUCAGACAAUAUAGGUGAUUCAAAACCUGUGAUUGUAUCCAUAUUUCAGUCCAAGCUUUCUGAGGGUGAUGAUGCAUCAGAACAAGAUAGUAUUAUUGAAACAGGUGGUCAGCUUAGGUUAGUAGGAAAAGUUUCAAGCAAACUGUGGCUGCAACCCAAACUGUCCAUUAAAGAAGCCUCAGACUUCAUCAGACAAGAUAUAAUGCGCAGUUUAGUAUCCAGAUUAGAAAUGCAUUGGGAUUCUUUAACAGAGGAAGAAAAUUCAGAAGACAUAAAUUGCCUUCAUGAACCACCUAGGAGGGUUCUGAUAGCUCUUCCCAACAGUGAGGUCACCCUGUCUGACUAUUUGUUUCCUGGGGAGGGUCCUCAAGAUGCUAAAGUUUCAUUUGAAGAGCUGUUAGAUAUCAAAAUCAAUGGUAAAUUAACUAUUCAAGAUGUUGAAGGACAAGCAGAUAUAUCUGAAUAUCAGAAUAGCACAUCAGAAAGUGAUAGCAAAGAAGUGCUAACAAAAUUCAGCUCAGAAACAAAUAAAAUUAUGUAUUUGGCAUUGGUUAUAGCUUUAAUAGUUUUAGUUCUGGCACUUUUAUUACAUUUCUAUCAGUGAGGUGGCAAUACUAUUUGUUGAUGGUUAUGAAUAUGUUUAACCUAAUAUAAUUCUUACAUCUAUGAAAUGAACAUUUCAAAAUUUGACAUGCUACAAACUCUCUGAUAUAUAUAUAGGUGUCACUUUUGAAUAUUAUAUAAAUGCAUUUAUUUUUUUAAUAAAUAUAACAUGUUUUAUGG
Molecule: messenger RNA, 1599 nt
Organism: Phaedon cochleariae (mustard beetle)
Lineage: Eukaryota; Metazoa; Arthropoda; Insecta; Coleoptera; Chrysomelidae
Source: the annotation of a GenBank genome assembly